AUGCCAAGCCUCAAUGUCUUGAAACAGCCUCUGAAGCUCUUCUCAACUCAGCCGAUGACCGGUUUCUACAGAGAUGGUUACUGCCACACCAGUGCGCAGGAUCAUGGCAACCACGCCGUCGCUGGGAUCGUCAGCGAUGAGUUCUUGCAGUAUUCGGCCUCUCAGGGCAAUGAUUUGCGGCAAAUUGGCCUGAAGGGUGGCUGCAAGUGGUGCCUGUGCACGGCGAGGUGGCUUGAAGCUCUACAAGCUCAUAGGGAUGGCAAAAUCAGUCGCGAGGGGGUGCCUCAGGUUGAUCUGGAUGCGACCGAGGACAGUGCCUUGAGUAAAGUGGACCUGGAGACCUUCAAGCAGUUUGCAGUGAAGACGGACGAGAUCAACGGCUAG
This is a messenger RNA of Neoarthrinium moseri, 384 nucleotides long. RefSeq lists its product as uncharacterized. NCBI's taxonomy places the organism in Eukaryota, Fungi, Ascomycota, Sordariomycetes, Amphisphaeriales, Apiosporaceae. The record is from RefSeq and is a predicted model, not a curated record. The coding region runs from base 1 to 384 and encodes 127 amino acids. The transcript is spliced from 2 exons.